Molecule: messenger RNA, 551 nt
Organism: Morus notabilis
Lineage: Eukaryota; Viridiplantae; Streptophyta; Magnoliopsida; Rosales; Moraceae
Product: cytochrome b-c1 complex subunit 6
Exons: 5
Coding region: 136-345 (69 amino acids)
Biological process (GO): mitochondrial electron transport, ubiquinol to cytochrome c
Source: RefSeq, a predicted model, not a curated record
UUCGUUCGCCCACUGCGAAACUCUCCACAAGGCGGAUUUGGUGGUCGACUUCUUCUUCUUCUUCUUCUUCAGAGCUAGGUGAUCAGGGAGCCUCAUCGGUGCUGUGUUGUUUUCCUUUUGUCCAAUCUCAUUGAUAUGGCGGACGACGAGCCUGUUGACCCGAAGAAGUAUCUUGAAGAGGCAUGCAAGCCAAAGUGUGUGAAACCAUUGCUUGAAUACCAGGCAUGUGUUAAAAGAAUCCAAGGCGAUGAAACUGGGCACAAGCACUGUACUGGACAAUACUUUGAUUACUGGGCUUGUGUUGACAAAUGUGUGGCACCAAAACUGUUCGCAAAAGUCAAGUGAUGAGGAGCUGAACUUUUUGUCACAUUUGCUUUUCUCUUUUCAGUUUGAAGAAACUGUUUUCGGAACCGAUGCUUUGUUCCCUCGCCUAGAUUUGCUUGUAUGGUUUUCUUCCAGAGAGGACUGCAUUGUUUUUUUUUUGCCCUUUUUCCAACAAUAGAGUUAAAGUUGAUAAAUUAAUAAAAGCAAACCCUCGAUAUUAGCUCGAC